This is a messenger RNA of Triticum aestivum (bread wheat), 446 nucleotides long. RefSeq names its product zinc finger protein 2-like. Gene Ontology annotation, molecular function: DNA-binding transcription factor activity. NCBI's taxonomy places the organism in Eukaryota, Viridiplantae, Streptophyta, Magnoliopsida, Poales, Poaceae. The record is from RefSeq and is a predicted model, not a curated record. The transcript has a single exon. Bases 4 to 345 code for a protein of 113 amino acids.
CCCAUGGCAGCUGAAGCAGCUCCCCUAGACCUGUCUCUCACGCUGGCCCCCAUAUCUCCUUGGGCUGUUCUUCCUUCUGGCGGCCGUAGCCGCCACAGAGGGGGCGUGAGAACCAGACUCUUCUCUUGCCUCUUCUGCGAGAGGAAGUUCCUCAAGUCUCAGGCGCUUGGGGGCCAUCAGAACGCGCACAGGAAGGAGAGGGUCGUCGGCAGCUGGAACGCCCACCUCUACCUCCCUGACCAUCCUCGACUCCCGGUGCCGGACACCGCGAUGGGGUACCUUGUCCUUGAUGAUGAUGACGAAGAUGACAAGCACCAGAAGCUUGAUCUUAGCCUCAAGCUUUAAUUAGCUCUAGCUCGUGUGCAUGCUGCACAGUACGUACGGGGGCUAAGCUAACUCCAUUGGCCAUUGCUAUACAGUACGUACACUGCUAGUUUUGUGUAAUG